Molecule: messenger RNA, 1182 nt
Organism: Metopolophium dirhodum (rose-grain aphid)
Lineage: Eukaryota; Metazoa; Arthropoda; Insecta; Hemiptera; Aphididae
Gene: mRpS2
Product: small ribosomal subunit protein uS2m
Exons: 4
Coding region: 317-1111 (264 amino acids)
Biological process (GO): translation
Cellular component (GO): ribosome; mitochondrial small ribosomal subunit
Molecular function (GO): structural constituent of ribosome
Source: RefSeq, a predicted model, not a curated record
GGUAUGGUCCGAUUAGUAAAAAUAUUAUGUUGAUGUGUCCAAAAGACAAUUAUUAAUAAUUAACUGAAUAAAAUCAUCGCAAUGAGAUAUUAUUGACCCUAGACCAUGGUUACUAGAUGUUUUUAACCUUUAAAUUAUUAUUAAUUUAAUUUAUAAUCACGUUCUUCACAACUGAUAAGAACAUAAAAUUAAAAAUUGUCAAAAUUGAUCUAUCACAAUUUUAAAUUUUAUAUUUUAAUGGUUUAUAGCUAAUCGGUAUUCUUGUUAUAAAUUAUAAUUUGAAUAACAAUUCACAAUUGCCAGUUAAUUUAAUAAUAUGGCUACACAUUAUUGUAGAAAAAUAUUUGGUAAAAAUCUUACUCACAACUUAAAAACUAGAAUUUGUCCAUCAUAUCUAUCAACAUUACCUAAAUCACAACUUGAUGUUGCAGAAGAUGAACAAUCAUUACCUGAUGAGUCCAAAUUUAAGUUGUCCAACCCGGAUGCUUUUGAUGUAAAAAGUAUGGUUAGAAUUAAAAGCCUAUUUGAAGCUGGCGUGCAUUUUGGUCAUACAGAAGGAACAUUAGAUAAUAGAAUGAAACAAUAUUUGUAUGGUAACAGAUUAGGACAUUUAAUUAUAGAUCUAAAUCAUACUAAAAGACUUCUCCAACAAGCCCUUAAUGUAACUGCACAUAUAUCAUACAGAGGUGGAGUAAUUUUGUUCUUGUGUCAAUCACCCCUCAAUUGUCUGACUGUUGAAAAUUGUGCAAAAGAAUGUGGUGAAUUUGCUCAUACAAGAUAUUGGCGCGAUGGUAUGUUUACAAACUCUUCAAGGAUUUUCAAAUCUGAAACCAGAUUGCCUGAUCUGUGCAUAGUAUUAAAUACAUUGAGCAGUACAUCUAAAAACAAUAGUGGACAACAUAGUGUUCUCUCUGAUGCUGCAAAAAUGUUAAUACCAACUAUUGCUAUUGUUGAUACAGAUGCUAAUCCUAAUAUUGUGACAUACCCGAUACCAGGCAAUGAUGAUACACCAAGUGCUAUAAAUCUUUAUUGUGAUUUAUUUAAAAAUGUUAUUCUUAGGGCUAAAAAAGUUAGAAAAGAAAUUUUAGAUAAAAAUAAAAUAUCAGUGUAACAUAAAAAUGUAUUUGUAUUUAAAGUUGUUGAAAAAAAAAUAAUAUAAUGAAUAAAUAUUAGUUUAAGUAA